AUGGCUAAUCAUGUACAGGACGAAGAUGAUGACAGGGGCUUGUUUACAAAUAAAUCCACAAUGAUGGCGAACUUUGAACAGUGGAUCAAGAUGGCUACCGACAACAAGAUUAAUUCGAGCAACAGUUGGAAUUUUGCACUUAUUGACUAUUUUUACGACUUAAACGUACUCAAGGACUCAGAGGACAACAUCAAUUUUCAAAAAGCCUCCGCUACUCUCGACGGCUGCGUAAAGAUUUAUUCCUCCAGAGUCGACUCUGUUGCAAACGAAACAGGGAUUCUGCUAAGUGGAUUGGCACAGCGGAAACACCAGCAGACAGCACAAGGCGAAAACGCUGACGAUGCUGGGGCUACCGGAUCAAAUCAGGGAGCAGAAGGCGGUGUUACAAUAGAUCCCACUACAGGACUACCUAUCUCAAAUGAAGUCGAUAAUAUAAGCCGAAGACGUAACUAUAAUCGAGUUCUGGAGACCACACUCGUAGACUUCGAAAAUCUGCGAAUGCGAGAACUGGACCAAGAGCUAAGCAUUGAUCCUUUGUUCAAAAAAGCGUUAGCUGAUUUUGAUGAAGGCGGCGCCAAAAGUCUACUCAUAAACACUCUCCACAUUGAUAGCUCUGCGAGGAUAGUAUUUGACGCUACGACCAGCCAUGAACUUCAGAAAAAUCCCAAUCACAAUGCAGUGCAGGCUGAUGUCAGUGCUGAAAUAGUUGGACUUAUCACAAAAGAUGGAGACGGAGAUGUGAUUAUGGAUGAAGACCACUCUGAAGAUUACGAAACUAAUGAUAAGUCAGUUCUUCAGGAGAACACCCCAGAGGCACAUAGUAUGGCAAUGGAAGCCAGUGAACCCAUAGCAAAUCAAAGUAUUGACGUGGAGGACGAGAUCCUGGCACUGGGUAUGGACCUGAUUGAUUUUAGGCUCAUAAAUGAGGCUGAAAUAUGCCCUUCCAUGAAAAAGCUACGAGAUGUGGUGACCGACGUGCAUAAAGCAAAGUCAUUUAUCGAUGAUGUCAAUAAGGAGUUCGAUAACUUUCUAACAGAUCAGGACUUGCAAGACGCAAUGCCGGAUGCGGCGGAUGAAAAUGAGGCCAACUUCGACAUUCCUGCUGACAACAGUUUUGGGAUGAACGGAGAGUAUUACGAUGACGAAAACUCUGCAAAUAACGAUCAGGACGGGACUGCGCUGACCAAUAUUUCAGCAAUGGCAGAAGGCGAGAAAUCAGCACCUGAUAUAACAACGAGUGUAAUGGACCGCGACGUGAUGGCGUACUUCGAUGAAACGAUGAAGACUAGUUGGCGGGGCCGGGAACACUGGAAAAUUCGGAAUUUCAAAAAUAGGAUGCAAGCAGCUGCCGGGGAGACACCGAAACCUGAUGGUGAGGCAAAUGAAGGCGAAGCCACAGAGAAGGACAAGGAAGCUCCCAAAGCAAAAAAGCCAAUAAAGCAGAAAUUAUCGAUUGAUUUCUUCAACUUUGAUCACACAAUGGAGGAAAGGAUAUUCGACAAGAAAAAGUCCAACAUUGAAAUGCCUCAAAAGCUACGUACAAACUCAACGCAUUAUUUGCUUCCGAAUGAUUAUCAAUUUUCGACAGAAAAGAUCACAAGGCUCUUCAUCAAGCCUGCCCAACAGAUGAGUUUCUUUUCGCACAGGAAACCAGCUGCAGAUUAUCCAAGAGUCGGUGGUACUAUUAAAAUAGAUGAAACAGACAUAAACGAAGGUAGCGAAAUUCCUGGGCUCGCGGACCAGAAUUUCUGGGCUCAGAACUAUCAAAUGCGAGAACAAGAUAAAGCCGAUGAGGUUGAUGGACCACAUGAGAUGGAGUUUCCAGAAAACGACCUGCCGAAUCCUUUCGACGAUAAUGAUGGUGGUAUUGAUUUCAAUCAGGCAUUCGGAACCGAUGGAUUGGAUGACUCUAAUAGUGCUUCGUUAGAUCUUCGCGCAGGUGGAUCUGCAGGGCUCGCGCAACCUUUAGGAAAACCGGAUGUUAAAGUAACAUACUCCAGAGUUUCGAAGAAAGUUGACGUUAAGCGUCUUAAGGAUAACAUUUGGAGCUCGAUAAGCAAAGCCGUUAAAGAGCGUUUGGGGCAAGAGGAAGCCGAGCAGUCUACGACAAGCGAAAUUGGCGGGGCAGAAUCUGGAGCCAUCGUUAAACUUAAUUUCACGGAUAUUACAGAGCGCAUUAGUAAAAUGUACAGCGGUGAGAGGAAGAAGGAUCUCUCGACAAGUUUCUGCUUCAUCUGUCUAUUGCAUUUGGCCAACGAGCAUGGUUUCGCUGUGGAACCUACUGAAGAGUUUGAUGAUCUCGCUGUAAAAAUUGAAAGGCUGGUAGCGAUUUCUGAGAGUUCUGAAGCGUAUUCAUAG
Messenger RNA from Lachancea nothofagi CBS 11611, 2358 nucleotides. NCBI's taxonomy places the organism in Eukaryota, Fungi, Ascomycota, Saccharomycetes, Saccharomycetales, Saccharomycetaceae. The record is from the annotation of a GenBank genome assembly.